CUUUACAAUUCCACGAACACUCCCAAAUGAAUUUUGUGCUUUUUCAUUAAGUUCAAUUUUCAUUUUUUUUUUCUUUCUUUUUUCAACAAAAAAAAAAAACUAAAAAUAUAUACUUUUUUGCAUGUUACACGAAAAAUUCGAUAAUUGCAUGAUAAUAAACGCACAUGACCACACAUUUUCGCGAAUAUUUUAACUACUUGAAAAAGAAUAAUUUGAUCCGUUGAUUAGUUUGAUUAGCAAUGACAGCACCACAAAACCCUAUUACUCGAGCUAUUUGGGAUGGUACACUUCCUAUAAAAUUCUCACUUGAUAGUACUGAAGCGGCAGAGUUAGGAGCUAAAGUCUUAGUAGAACCUUAUUUUUUAGAAGCUCCUCGGUGCUCAUAUUUUCCUUUAUUAACGAGUCAAAUUAGAAAAUACUUUGUAGACAUGACAAACAUGGCUCUGAAUUUUAUUGGAGACGACGCAGAAAUUUGGUAUGACGUGGAUGGUAUUCCACUUAAAUGGCAUUACCCGAUUGGACUUUUAUAUGAUUUGCAUACAGGAUACCGACCUGAUUCAAAUAGCCCACCACCUCUACCGUGGCCAGUUACUGUUCAUUUCAAGAAUUUCCCUAUAGAUAAAUUGAUACGUGCUCAGGCUAUUGAUGCGACACAAGAUUUCUUUAUGUCAAUGAUUAAGGAGGCCGAUUUUCUUAGGAAUGGCAGCACAAAAAAAGUUAUGAAUUUGUCAAAGAAUGAUCAAACACAACUUUUGGAUGGACUUUGGUCCAGUUUCUCUCAAAAAUAUCGUACGGAAAAUUAUGAUCGUUUUUGGAGUAUAAAUUAUCGUCUUGUCACUAAUGAUGGACAAUUACCGAAACAUAUUCCAUUACGGAUAUAUUUACCUGAUAACUGCCCAGUUAUACAAGAACCAAUUGCACCUUCAGACGAGAAUGGAAAUCAGCUUACAUUAGGAGAUGUAUUACAUCAAAUUCUCCCGGAAUUAUUCCCUUCGCCUUUACCUACUGAAAAUGCCUUUGCUGCUCCUGUUAUUCAUGGUGUUAUCCCGCAAUUAAAUAUUCCCAUUCUUUGGGCAUCACAGAAUCUUUGUUAUCCUGAUAAUUUCUUACAUAUUGUUGUCCUUUUAGAAACAUAAAAAUAACUUGCCAUAAUUCUUUAUAAGAGAUAAAUUAAUUAUAAUGCAAAUAGAUGAAAAUAAUUUGAAGAUCUAUGAUAAUCUAGUUUAUUUGUUUGUUAAUCUAGAAAAAUUUUGUUUUAUGUACUCUA
Messenger RNA from Rhizophagus irregularis DAOM 181602=DAOM 197198, 1267 nucleotides. RefSeq lists its product as uncharacterized. The record is from RefSeq and is a predicted model, not a curated record. NCBI's taxonomy places the organism in Eukaryota, Fungi, Glomeromycota, Glomeromycetes, Glomerales, Glomeraceae. Gene Ontology annotation, molecular function: Atg8-family ligase activity. Gene Ontology annotation, biological process: autophagy of mitochondrion; autophagosome assembly; C-terminal protein lipidation. Gene Ontology annotation, cellular component: phagophore assembly site membrane; Atg12-Atg5-Atg16 complex; cytoplasm.